GAGGACUGGGCUAAGGACCAAUUAAGAAAUCUGGACAUCCAUAAAUCCAUAGGUCCUGAUGGGAUGCACCCGCAGGUGCUGAAGGAGCUGGCAGAAGUAUUUGCUAUGCCACUCUCCAUUAUCUUUGAUUCUCAGCCCAAAUGAUGCUGCAUGCAAUUAACAUGGAUUAAAAAGAAGAUGAAAAAUGAAAACAUCAUGUUCUAAGUGAGCCAAACUUGGAACUAAAUUUUCAGUUCCUACAAAUCUGUGACCCGAAGCAUUUAAUAUGACACAUGUCACAUAUGUUCCUGUUGUGCUGAUGCUAAGCUUUUUCCAACUUAAGACACUGUUUUCCGCUGGUUUGGCAAGAAGACAACCGGAUGUACUGGAUGACCUUCGGCUACAUAAUGAUCUGCAGGUUACCAAGAAAGAGUCUCAAGUUAUUCUGUACUGGAACAACAACCUGACAAAAGAAGAGACAGAGAAGUACAGUGUGAAGUAUAUUCUGAGUUACACAUUCUUUGAUACAUCUCAGGAAAGGAAAGAAAGACUAGAGGAAAAGAAAAAAAAAAUACGUCUUGAGCUACAUACUGGUUUUAAAGCUAAAGUUAAAACACAAGUUUUUAUGAAAGAAACAGAAGACCUAAUUAAGGAGAGCGGCUGGACAGAAUGUACAUACAGGUCUCCUCCAGUAUAUAUUCAGAAUCUUUCAUGCGUCAUAUAUAAUAUUUCUUUUUUCAAUUGCUCCUGGCAUAUUAAAGCAGAAGAUCCUGCAGAUGUCCAGUAUUUCUUUUCAUACAGACACACAGAAAAAGAUUUUGAAUGCCAGCAAUAUAUAAAAAAUGCAAGGAAUAAAAAUAUUGGGUGCCACAUGAAAGAUAUAUCUUUCCAACCACCAAGGAAAAUAUUUUUAAACAUAUCUGUAGUAGAUCUGAGAAAUAAUUCAAGAAGAGUGUCUUAUUAUAAAGGUUUUAUACCUCAGAAAAUAGAGAAACUGAACCCACCGAUCAACGUCUCUGUUUCCCUUGAAAACAGAAGUAUUAAAAUUCACUGGAAACCCCCGCCUACCAUUGGUUCAGGAGAAAAAAAGUGCUUUAAAUAUCAAGUGAAAAUAACAGACAGUAAGAUUGUAGAUGUCACUGAAGAGAAAUACGAGUAUCCACUUCUUAGGCCAGCAAAAAAAUGUACCGCACAAGUGAGGGCCAAGAAAGAGGUAUGCAUAACAAACAAGAUUUGGAGUGAUUGGAGUGAACCGGUGAUUAUUUAUGAUGAAAAAACUGUGGACAGCAUACUGCUAAGCCUCACAUUGUUCAGCCUUCUGUUUUUCCUUGGAAGUUUGCUGAUAUAUGUGUGUAGAAGGUAUAGAUUCCUGGAAUUUAUAACCAUGCCCUUCCCAGGUCCUACAGAUAAAGUUACAAUUUGGUUAGCAACAGAUGAGACUCACCACCAGAAACAAAACUCAGUGCAAGUGGAGAUGCCAUCAGAGGUCAUACUAAGAAUAUCAGAAGAUAAUGGAGAUGAGGACAUUCAAUGACAUACACAUUUGAAAGAAUCUGAAGACCUGUAGGAGUUUUAUGCUUUUUUUUUUUUAUUUUUGAUCUCCACGUAAGAGCUAACUUUCUGUUAACUGGAUUCUCGCUGAUCCAAGAAAGGCCGUUACUGGAGUUUGUCUGAUCCAAAUGGUUUGAAAUGUUUUGAGUUCUGACAUUGCACAACUCUUAAAAUUCGCUUUGGAUCAAAGAGGUACAGUAUACUGCAGUCUUUCUCUAAGUACUACUGAUUUUCAGCCCAGUAAAAGCACAGCAGGCCAGACAAUAUGACUGAAUAAUUGAAUCCACUUGGGUCAAGUUGGAGCUAGAUUUAGUGCUGCAUUAGCUUCCAAAUACUGUCCAGUAGAUCAGUAUCUUUAAGACUGGCUCUUUACACAAGUAUCAGAGUACCUAUUCAAUAUCUGAUUAAAGAAAUAAGAAGUGAUGGAAGAAACAAACAUUUCUGGAAACUGCAGCAGAAGCUCAUAAUGGUUCUCUAGAACUUCAAAAAAUUCCAUACAUUGUUUAAGUAGAUAUAAACUAGAACAAGUUAUAUGUGAAAACAAAGUCUUUUAAUAUGAUAGACCUAUCCUUUUGCAUGUAGCGAAGGGAGAAAACCUUAAACAAGGUAAAAAAGACGAUGUUUUUAACCUUUUGUAAUCGUUUAAGUAAGUAUAACUCAGAGAAGGUAUAGCUUUGAACUGAACAACUGCUGUUACUUAGUUUUCCCUAUCUUUGUGAAGAAAUUUUCCUCUCAAUUUCCAUGAAGUAGCAAUCCAUACAAGUUCAUACAUAAAAGUUCAUUCAUAGGGUAGAAAAGAUGACCCAGGAAACUACUGUCCUGUUAGCCUCAUCUAUGUGCCAGGAAAGAUCAUGGAACAGAUCUUAGAACCUAGGCUAAGGCACAUGGAAGAGAGGGAGGUGAUAUGGGGACAACCAACAUGGCUUCAUCAAGGGCAAGUCCUGCCUGAAUGAACUAGUUACCUUCUAUGUCGGUGUAUCUGCAUUGGUGGACAAGGAAAAAGCCACUGAUGUCAUCUAUCUGCACUUCAGUAAGGCCUUGGACAUGGUCAGCCAUAACAUCCUUCUCUCCAAACUGGAAAGAUGUGGAUUUGAUGGGUAGACUGUUUGAUGGACAAAAAUCUGGUUGCAAGACUGUACUCAGAGAGUGAUGGUCAAUGGCUCAGUGUAUGGAUGGCAACUGGUGACAAGUGGUGUCCCUCAGAGGUCAGUACUGGGACCAAUAUCUUUAUCAACAACAUUGACAGUGGGAUCAAGUGCAUCCUCAGCAAGUUUACAGUUGACAAGAAGCUGUGUGGAGAAGUCUACAUGCGUCAGAGAUGGGAUGCCAGCCAAAAACCUAGACAGACUUGAGCAGUGGGCCAAGGUGCAUUUCAUAAGUUUCAGUAAAUUUAAGUGCAAAGUCUUGCACCUGCAUCAUGGCAACCCCUGCUCUCAAUACAAGCAGGGAGAUGUAAGGCUGGAGCACAGCCCUGCUGAAAAGAACGUGGUGCUGCUGGUGGAUGGCAAGCUGGACACAAACCAGUAAUGUGCCAUCUGUAUCCUGGGCUGCAUCAGAAGAAGUGUGGCCAGCAGAUCGAUGGAGGUGACCCUGCCCCUCUGCUCUCUGGUGAGGCCUCACCUAGAGUACAGUGUUCAAAUAUGGAGUCCUCUGCACAGGAGAGAUGUGGACCUGUUAGAGCACGUCCAGAGGAGGGCCACAGAAAUGAUCCAAGGGAUGGAACACCUCCACUACAAGGACAGACUGAGAGAGCUGGGGCUGUUCAGCCUGGAGAAAGGAAGGCUCCGGGGAGACCUUUCAGUAUCUAAAGGGGAGCUGUGAGAAAGAAGAGGAUAGACCCUUGAGCAAGGUCUGUUGUGAUAAGACAAGAAGAAAUGGCUUCAAACUAAAGGAGGGGAGAUUUAGAUUGGAUUCUUCCUAUGGAAGAAAUUUUUAUGACAAGGAUAGUGAGGCACUGGAACGUGCUGCCCAGAGAUGUGGAUGCCCUGUCCUUGGAGAUGUUCACCUUACCUAUGAACAUUAGUGCUCUCCUCCCUCUACAUCUUAGACAAAUAACUGUGGAAAUCAGCAGGGAGAAGAUGAGUGGUAGAUUUGAGGUACUGAACCAGAUUUCAGCAAUGACUACUCCUAUAAUGACAACUCCUCCUCUUCCUGGAGUGCAAAGAGAAAAACAGCAAUCAGUGUAUUUCUUUCUCUCCUGGAAAUUGGACAUCUUCUCUCUGAGUAGUCAAGGCAUUUUAUCUCAUCAGCUGUCUAGACCUGAUUUCAGAAAAAAGGUGGGAAGUUUUACUACUUCAGGUAGAAGUUAUUUCAGGAGUCAUUUAGAAAACAACUGUCAUGAACUUACAGAUUCCUUUAUUGAUGACGAUAUAGAACUGGUACAAGGAAAGAAUCAGAACAUAUGUUCACUGAGUGGGGUGGAGAAGUACCACAUAUUUACCAAACACAUCUGGAAUCCAGACUUCCUAUAGUGAAAUCAGGGCAUAGUGAAUAUUAUGUUGUUCCUUAAAAUAUAUUUUAUAUACAAAUAUUUUAUAUAGUUUUAAUUUGUGAUGCUUGAAGCCAGCAGUCAGUGCCAGGAUUUAAAUUAAGAUAGAGAACCUCUAGAUUAAAGUCAUUUUGCCUGAAAAUAGAAUACUCCUUUAAAAUCAAAACUACUGUGCUUCAAGAGGCCUCAGUUUUGGUCAAACCACAUAGUUCACUCUCAUACACGUGGCAAAGCAGAUUUGCACAAUCUGGUGAUGAAUACUAUAGUAUAUACAAAACCUCACUCAGCUGCACUGCUUCUGUGAAUGAAUUGGUUACCUUCAUAAGACAGCAUAUUCUCUAUUUAAGUAGCAUAAUGAGACACCAGAAAGUGCAUUGCGCAUAGAGACUUUCCACUUUCUCUCCACUUUCCAUAUGUGGAAGGAUCUGGAGGAAAAAAAAUACAUUCAUUUAUUUAUUUAUGUAUUUAUUUAUCUAUCUAUUUUGACUUACAAAGCCCUGUGAUAUAUUAUAAGUGGCUAUUUUUAUGCUUUCCACUCCAACCAAGAGCAUAUAGCACACAGAGAUUUAGAGCUAAACAUAUUAUCCUGCAUUUAUGUUUGUUUUUGAACAUCAGUGACUUUGUAGAUAUAUUUUUUUAGCUUCUGGAAGCACAACAGGCUCUUCUGUUUGCUUUGAAAGAAAGAUAAUUGCAAGAGCGAAAGGUGAAUAAACAAAGCAACCUUCAGAUCUGAGACUUUGCAAAAGGACUGGUCAUGUUGUCCACUGCUGCCAUCUACAGCGCACAUAACCAACUUUUAAUGAGAAAUAUUCUUGGUUUUCAAACCAGUUUAACUCAGGGCAGGUCUGCUGAUUUAAUUGCACUGACAUCAAUAAAGUCAUCCUCUCUCUGUACCCUGAAGACUUCAUUUUCAUUAGAGACAGAAUCCAUCUCCCCUAAUCUUAGCUUCCUCAAAUUUAAGCAUUUAAAAGUGUCUAAUCAAACAUUAGGUCUAGGGACGUGGGAUACUCCUCCAGGGAGCACUUCAUUCCAACCUUAAACAGGUGUCCAAGAGUAGGAUGAAUAAUUGCUUUGGAAAUGCCUCUCUUUCUCUUUAGAACCCAAAUGGUCAGACUCAGAAUAGAUGCCUAUGUCAGCAAAAUGUGCAUUUUAUUUUUUAUUUUUUUUUCUCUCUAUCCACGUGAAAGGAGAGGCUUUGGACAAAGCUCGUCUUGGCAGGUACAGAUUUACCUUUGGGAGGUUUUCCAGCACAAUUAAGGAAGUCACAACUUGUAUAUAAGCAUGUUUUGGGACAUCAUUAUUAUGCCAUCAGCAGUAAUUUUUAUCAGAAACAGCUUUGAUCUGUAUGAAAGGCAGACAACAUUUGGCUGCUAAAUUUGGGCCAAAUCAAAGUCCACAUUUUAUUCUUCUCUCUUUCCAGUGGAAAAGUUUGAGGACACAAGUAUCUAACUUACAAAUAACUGUAGCCCAUCAUAAGUUUCACCAAAGUCCAAUGUAUUCAUUAGAUAAAGUGUGCACAGAAUCAUAGAAUCACGAAGGUUGGAAAUGACCUCCAAAAUCAUUCAGUCCAACUGCCCACCUACCACCAAUAUCGCCUCACUAAACCAUGUCCCUCGGUACAGCAUCUAAGCUUUUCUUGAACACUUCCAGGGAUGGUGAUGCAACUACUACCCUCGGCAACCCAUUCCAGCACCUGACUGCUCUUUCUGGGAAGUAUGUGUAUAUGUAUUGUGCGUGUGUGUAUACUUAUGGAAGAAACACAGCAAAGGAAAUGCUAUUGGUUUCAAAAAAGGCAUCAGUUUCAUCUGGAUCAAAAGCAUGGUGCAUAUUGUAAUCUUUGCAUAUGGCCUCUAUUUCUCAAUUCCUACUGUAUACAUUAUCUUGCUGGCAUGUGAAUGGCCAGUGCUAACUAACUGAUACAAUUGGAUAUAUCAGAAGGAACCAGAUGGCAUCUUCAAGAUAAGUAACUCUAAAGAUAAAGAUGACGUUGAGAAGAUAAAAAUGCUUUGGUGCCUGAUGCAGCAUGGGGUUGUACUAAGAGUGGUAUCACUGCAUCUUAUCAGAAUUUAGUCAUGCCAACAUCUUUUUGUUAAUCUCCUCAGAAUAACCCAGGUCAAAAUUCAGUUUCGAGUGCAAAUUGCUUAUAAAACCAAUAUCCAUGCUUCUGGUUCUCCUGACAGCUGGCAGAUGAUCACUAACAAACUCCAACCAUUUGACAAAUAAUUAGAUACUAUGUUUUUGAUAUUUAGUUCAGGAGAUUAAUUAGAGUUUUAUAGACACAGAGAAUCAGUGAACAUCUGUGAGUCUACCAUGCCUUUAUUCUUACUACCAACCUCGAGGUUUCAAAAAGCUUCUAAAAAACACAGUGAUACAUAUCUAGCUACAGUAAAUUCAAAUGACCUAAGCUAAAAAACACAUGUAUAAUACAUAAACAGAUCAAAACUUAGUAGGAAAGAAGAGAUAGAAGUAGAGAGAAAGAAGGAAAGAGUUCAUAUUCUAUGCCAUACAACAAUAUUUUUCAUGUUUUCAGUAGCUCGCAAAGAGUAGUUUGGAUCUAGCAAGCUGUCACUUUAUAUUCAUAUAGAUGGAAAAUAAUUGCAUUUUAAAGCUUAUUUUGACUUUCGGCUGUAUUUUUUUUUUUAACAAUAGGGAAAAUGAGAAAUACAGUGAUUAUGUAUAUAUUCUAUUCUAUUCUAUUCUAUUCUAUUCUAUUCUAUUCUAUUCUAUUCUAUUCUAUUCUAUUCUAUUCUAUUCUAUUCUAUUCUAUUCCAUUCCAUUCCAUUCCAUUCCAUUCCAUUCCAUUCCAUUCCAUUCCAUUCCAUUCCAUUCUGUAAAUAUUCUAGACCAGGCUAGCCAACUGGUAGUUCUUUUAUCCUUGAUUUUAUUCAAGAGUCCACUAUGUGGGGAAAUCUUCUACAUUUUAAGAUAUAUGACUGCUUGCCAGAGGAUGUUGAAAUUGUUGAUGGGUUGAAAAAGAACCUGGACCAAUUGAUGAAAAAAAUAUCUACUAAAAGCCAAAUAGAUACAAAGACAACUCAGUUUUGAGCCCCUCUCUGUAAGAAAGGCAUCAAGGCUCUGGAGCGUGUCCACAGAAGGGCAACAAAGCUGAUGAGGGGCCUGAAGCACAAGUCUUAUAAGAAGCAGCUGAAGGAACUGGAAUUGUUCAGUCUGGAGAAAAGGAGGCUCAGGGGAGACCUUCUUACUCUUGACAACAACUUGAAAGAAGAUAGUGGUGAGGUGGUGGUCAGCCUCUUCUCCCACCUACCUACUGACAGGACAAGAGGGAAUAGCUUUAAGUUGAGCCAGGGGAGAUUCAGAUUGCAUGCUAUGAAAAAUUUCUUCUCUGAAAGAGUGGUGAGGCAUUUGAACAGGCUACCCAGGAAGAUGGUGGAGUCACCAUCCCUAGAGGUGCUCAAGGAAAGUUUAGAUAUGGUUUAGUGGGGUACUGUUAGUAGGUCGGCAUUUGGACUAGAUGAUCUUGGAGGUCUUUUCCAGCCUUGCUCAUUCUAUAAUUCUGUUUAAUGUGGUCCUCUAGUCAUAAGUUGCAAGGUACAGGGACAAUCUGACUUUGCUGAUCACCUGUUACUGCCACUAUUAGAGCCAAAGUAGGCCACUGGACUACAUCAGCCUUUGGACUGAUUCGUUACAACCAUUAUUUAUAGAGCAGCUGGAGAAACUGCUGAGGUAUGUAUUUACCAAGUAAUGUUAUCACAAUUGAUGUUGAAACCAACUGUAUGAACUCUGUGUUCAGAAAAACAGGAAUUCAUGCUAUUCAGCUAACACCUAAACCCCAUAAUGUUCAGAUAAUGAGAGGGAACUUUGAAAACAUUUCAUAAACUCACCCAGUUCAUCUUCACUGUCUUAAUGUGGGGAAAUUUUAUCAAACCUGGACUUCCAGUGAUAGUACGAACAGGAAUUUAUCCACAUACAUAAUUUCAGUAGCUUCUUGAACCAGAGGAUGUUCUUUAUGGAACAAAAUAUUUCAUUUAAAUUAUACUGCAUGGGAAAGCUUUAUCCCUAAUCCAUUCUGGACAUGUAAUAAAAAGAAAUAGUGAUGUAUAUACCAUGGACUGUUCCAACAUCUGGGAACAAUAGAAAGAGGUGGAUACAAGCAAGAUUUUGCUCACUUUCAACAGGCUGAGGAGAAUUUACAGUAACAUAUAUUCAUUAUAUUGUGAAUGAAGUCAGCUUUGAUGCUCUGUAAAGCUGUCCUGCUUGACUGAAGAGUCUGUGAAGUAUGAGGUAUUCAGAGCUAUAUAAAGACUGUAAAUUAUCCUUACAUUUCUCAAUUUAUUUCUUUAUGAAAACCAAUAAAGAAUAAAAAAACAGAACACCUGUUACAUAUGUAGAA
Messenger RNA from Gallus gallus (chicken), 8369 nucleotides. RefSeq lists its product as uncharacterized. The coding region runs from base 266 to 1513 and encodes 415 amino acids. The record is from RefSeq and is a predicted model, not a curated record. Gene Ontology annotation, cellular component: external side of plasma membrane. The transcript is spliced from 12 exons. Gene Ontology annotation, molecular function: cytokine receptor activity; protein binding. NCBI's taxonomy places the organism in Eukaryota, Metazoa, Chordata, Aves, Galliformes, Phasianidae. Gene Ontology annotation, biological process: cytokine-mediated signaling pathway.